Molecule: messenger RNA, 1038 nt
Organism: Nanorana parkeri
Lineage: Eukaryota; Metazoa; Chordata; Amphibia; Anura; Dicroglossidae
Product: excitatory amino acid transporter 2-like
Exons: 6
Coding region: 1-1038 (345 amino acids)
Biological process (GO): L-glutamate transmembrane transport
Cellular component (GO): plasma membrane
Molecular function (GO): L-glutamate transmembrane transporter activity; neutral L-amino acid transmembrane transporter activity; glutamate:sodium symporter activity
Source: RefSeq, a predicted model, not a curated record
AUGCACUGCUCUCAGUCUUUUAACACGAUCUGCAGAUUCUGGUCUCAGCCACUUUAUGAGCAAAUCAAGUUCCUCCUUGGGCGACUCAUUGGCUUCUUCAUCGCCUUUGGAAUUUCCAUGGGGAAGAUGGGAGAUCAGGCCAAAAUAAUGGCUGACUUCUUCAACAUCCUCAAUGAGAUUAUUAUGAGGCUGGUCAGCAUGAUAAUGUGGUACUCUCCUCUUGGGAUUGCCUCUCUUAUAUGUGGGAAAAUCGCUGCCAUCAAGGAUCUAGAGACCGUUGCCCGGCAGCUUGGCAUGUACAUGGUUACAGUGAUUGUUGGCUUAGUGAUUCAUGGCGGCAUGAUCCUGCCGCUCAUAUUUUUCUCCAUCACCAGGGAAAAUCCCUUUAAUUUCUACGGUGGCAUAUUCCAGGCAUGGAUCACUGCACUUGGGACAGCUUCCAGUGCCGGCACACUUCCUGUAACUUUCCGCUGCUUGGAAGAGAAUCUGAAGAUCGACAAGCGAGUAACCCGCUUUGUUCUUCCUAUUGGAGCCACCAUUAACAUGGAUGGCACAGCCCUCUAUGAGGCAGUGGCGGCCAUUUUUAUUGCGCAGAUGAAUGGGGUGUCCUUAGAUGCUGGUCAGAUAGCAACAGUCAGUCUUACCGCUACGUUAGCAAGUGUGGGGGCAGCCAGUAUUCCAAGUGCUGGACUUGUCACUAUGCUCCUCAUCUUAACAGCUGUGGGCCUUCCAACUCAAGACAUUAGUCUGCUCAUUGCAGUGGACUGGCUACUAGAUCGAAUGAGGACUUCAAUCAAUGUAGUCGGUGACUCAUUCGGAGCUGGCAUCAUCUACCAUCUUUCCAAAGCUGAGCUAGCUGCCAUUGAUGCCAAACAUGAUACAAAGGAUGGGACAGAUAUGAUGAAAUUGCACACAAUGAAUCAUGAGGGUGCAAAUAAACCAACCAGGGAGGGCAUUGGCACUCCACCAUUCUCUGGUUAUGCUUCCUUGCCUACUGAUGAGUAUAAGGUUCAGGUAGAGCCAUCUCUGCACCUUUAA